CGUUAGUACCUCGGCCGAUUCAUUGGAACGAACAGCAACGGACUCGAGGCUUGAGGUACAGGGGGGUCCUUUACCCUGAGGUGAAGAGGGGGUUACACAACUCGGAAUUCAAAAGGACCAAAACACAUUUUUUGGACACUUUACAGGAAAACACGCUUUCCUAAUCGACGUGGGAUUCUGGGAUAGUGAUUCUGCUUCAGAAAAUGUGACGGGUCCGCCUUGUACCUGACGUCCGAUGGAGAAACGGAGAAAGAAGCGGUACUUCAUCUGCGGUUAACAAGCAGCGAGGCGCCGUACAACGACUUCGAACUAAUCGUAACAUUUGAAGCAAUUUUCACAGGCAAAGUAAUAUACGGACAUUUUAAAAUUGUACUAACAAGGUGGUGGACAAUAACAUCGAACUAAUGUAAUCAGGACUAACACGUAAUUUAGGUUUAUUUCGUAUAAUUCCAAUCAAGCACAGCAGCCAUGGUAAUGCUCUCCUGCUUGAGUUACAUGAGCGGCCGCCUCCAGGAGGUGCGCGAAGCUUUGAAGGGACUACAAGAUAUCGCUUGGCCUCGAACAUACAGUGUCCACGAAGUACCCGAGCCUUUUAGAGAGCCAGGGAUCGUCACAGGUUACAGGAGUGACCACUGCUCUCUUCGCCAAGCCAUCGUGUCUGUGUUUACACCCAACAACGAGGCGAUGAACGUCUGGACCCACUUCAUUCCCGCACUGUAUUUCGCGUGGCUGACGACGUCUUUUUCAACCUCAAUGGAUCUCUUCGGCGACCGGUUCUUGCUCCCCUUCACCUGCUACAUGAUCUCGGCGUGCGGCUAUAUGCUCAUCAGUUCCUUUGCUCACACCUUCUCCUGCGUAUCCCUCCUGGCCAGAUACGUUUGCUUCUUCUUUGACUACAUCGGAAUAUCUAUGUACUCAUGGGGCGCGGCCUUGCUGUGUUUUAAUUACAGCUUCCCUCCCCACCUGAUGGGAGGUUGGGCGUCCUACGUCUUCCUCCCGGUAGCUGCUAUGAACACCGUAGCAGCCACAUUCUGCUCGUGCCUGUCUCGGUUCUGCGAGGCGAAGGGAAUAAGGACGCUCUUACGCCUCGGGGCUUUCGCGGUGCCUGCCGUGUGGAUUGGACUGAUGUUAGUCCAGUGGGUCUUUACCUGCUUCUUGUACAGUGAAGUUUGCAAAGAGACAACGCUCUCCCUCCAUUUCGGUCACGUGUUCUUUCUCAUCUUGGGAGCCACCUUCUACGGCUCCCAUCUCCCUGAAUGCAUUUCACCAGGGAGCUUUGAUACAAUGGGACACUCACACAAUCUCUUUCACAUCUGCGUGGUUAUCUCCACUUACUACGAGAUGCUAGCUGGCUUAGAGAACUUGCAGUACCGACGAAGCAUCCUGGAAACCCUUCAGUGGUCACCGUCUCCUGCGUGGGUCACUCUCGUCACGCCGGCGCUCGUAACCCUCAAUGCCGUCACAGUCAUGGUCUUCACAUACUUCAUGCACCGUAAGUUGAACAGCGCCAGUUAUUCCAGUUCCGGUGACAGCAGCGCAGAGAUGCUCAACGGUCACUCCAAAUGCGCAUGAUGGAAUGGAAAUCAAAUUAAGUUUAUGAUUACAAUCCCUCCAAAGUAUCUCAUAUUCCUUCAUCUAAUAUACUAUACCCUUUCCUUUAAUUCUAAUCCCGAAUGUCACCGAAUAACCUACAUGAACCUAUAGCACACGAUAGACCACGCAACUCCCAAUCCUCAGUCCCCUGAAAACUACUCAUCCUCUCUCUCUCUCAGCGUCGCAUAUCCCCAGAACUCCUCCCUGCGUGGCCAUAUGACAAAAUCCCGAAUACAUUUGGCCAAAGAGACGAAUGAAUGUAACAUUAUAAUUUCCUGCAACACGCGAUGUGAUUCGAGCAAUGCUUCCCGAAAAUGUAAGACCGGAUUAAUUGUGUUGAUUUUUUUUUACCGACGAUUCUCAUGUUCUAGACUAGCUUAAGAGUCAGUAACACUGGAUGUAAAUAAAUCAAAGAUAUUAUUGUUAA
Molecule: messenger RNA, 2020 nt
Organism: Penaeus monodon (black tiger shrimp)
Lineage: Eukaryota; Metazoa; Arthropoda; Malacostraca; Decapoda; Penaeidae
Product: membrane progestin receptor gamma-like
Exons: 2
Coding region: 469-1572 (367 amino acids)
Cellular component (GO): membrane
Molecular function (GO): signaling receptor activity
Source: RefSeq, a predicted model, not a curated record